UAAAACAGCUCGAUCUUCUUCUUCACAACCCAUUUCAUCAACACCAAUUUCAUCCACAAUCUCACCACCAUAAUCAAUGGCUGAACUCGUGCUCGCUGCCCUGCUCCCUGUGCUCUUUGAGAAGCUGGCGUCUGCAGCUUUGAAGGAACUUGCUCGCUACGAGGGACUUGAGGCUGAGAUCGAGAAAUGUAAGGAAUGGCUGGAACUAAUCCAAGGUGUGCUUACUCAGGCUUCUCAGAUGAAGACAACCAAUCCAGCUGUGAAGCCAUGGCUGAAACAUCUCCAGCAUUUGGCCUAUGACAUAGAUGACGUCUUCGAUGGUUGGCUGACCGAAGCCAUGCAGCGUAAGUUCACUCACGACUCAGAAGACAUCACCAACAAGGUAAGAAAAAAGCUGAUCCCUACUUGUUGCACAAAUUUCUCAUCAUGUACUAAGAUGCAUGUUAAGUUACGUCAGAUUAACGCCAGAUUAGAACAUCUAGUUAGGCAGAGAAAUGAUCUUGAUUUGAGAGUGAAAGAGGAAACUAGGCCACAAAAUAACAAUGCUAAUAUAGGCUUACAUACCUGUGCUGCCAAUCCAUCUACUACUGUUGGACGGACAGCAGAGAAAGCUGAAUUUGUCCAAAAGUUAUUGGUGGAUGAUCCAUCUGAUCAAAACUUUAGCAUUGUUCCCAUAGUUGGUAUGGCCGGGGUUGGUAAAACGAAUCUUGCUAAUUUUUUGUAUAACGAAAAACAAGUCCAGAAUCACUUUGCACCCAAUAUGGCGUGGGUUCAGGUCUCCGGUGAGUUUGAUAUUAUUCGUAUAAGCCAAGAGAUCUUUGAGGCCGUGGGAGGUGAGGCAACCAAGGCACCUAGAAAUUUUAAUAAACUUCAAGAAGUUCUUAAAGAUAAACUAAUAGGAAAAAGAUUUUUAUUGGUGUUAGAUGAUGUGUGGAGUGAGAGUCAUCGGGAUUGGGAAACCCUCGUCGGGCCAUUUUAUACAUGUGCCCCAGGAAGUAAAAUCGUCAUAACUACAGAGAAGGAUAAAUUGCUCAAAAAUCUGGGUUACAAACCUCUAAUCAAGCAGCUGGGGAGCCUGCCAUAUGAUGAUGCUCUGUCCUUGUUUGCUCUUCAUGCAUUAGGCGUAAGAAAUUUCGAUUCACAGUUCGUUAUCGUUUAA
This is a messenger RNA of Helianthus annuus (common sunflower), 1159 nucleotides long. Its product is annotated as putative disease resistance RPP13-like protein 1. Lineage: Eukaryota; Viridiplantae; Streptophyta; Magnoliopsida; Asterales; Asteraceae. Gene Ontology annotation, molecular function: ADP binding. The record is from RefSeq and is a predicted model, not a curated record. Bases 77 to 1159 code for a protein of 360 amino acids. Gene Ontology annotation, biological process: defense response to fungus. The transcript has a single exon.